This is a messenger RNA of Zasmidium cellare ATCC 36951, 900 nucleotides long. Its product is annotated as carbohydrate esterase family 16 protein. The transcript is spliced from 3 exons. The record is from RefSeq and is a predicted model, not a curated record. NCBI's taxonomy places the organism in Eukaryota, Fungi, Ascomycota, Dothideomycetes, Mycosphaerellales, Mycosphaerellaceae. The coding region runs from base 1 to 900 and encodes 299 amino acids. Gene Ontology annotation, molecular function: hydrolase activity, acting on ester bonds.
AUGUUUGUCUUCGGAGACAGCUACACAACGACUUCGUUCAAUGUUACCGGAGCGCAACCAAGCCACGCGAAUCCCCUCGGCAACCCGUCCUUUCCGGGAUACACUUCUUCCAAUGGACCGAACUGGGUCGAUUUCCUGACCCUGCAUCAUAACAAAACUUAUAUGGAAACGGUCAAUUUGGCUUACGGCGGAGCGACUGUCGACUCAGCCUUGGUGGCGCCGUAUCUCCCUACUGUCUUGUCGGUGAAGGAGCAGAUUGAAAACCAGUACCUUCCUCUCUACGCCGACGAACGGAAACAUUACAGUUGGCAGUCAGACAACACGCUGUUCGCAAGCUUUAUCGGCAUCAACGAUGUAGGAAAUGCAUAUGGCGAAACAAAUGCUUCGAUAAUAUUCGCAGAUGUAUGGGCCGAGUACGCCGGCCUGAUGGAACGACUAUACGAAAGUGGAGCUCGCAACUUUCUCUUCUUGACGGUCCCCCCGGUCAACCGAUCACCCCUCACCAAGGCUGCGGGUGCAAGUGCUGAAGGCUUGGAAGCAAAGACCAUCGUCGCAUGGAAUGCCAAUCUCACCUCCAUGGCAGCAGCGCUACAAGCCAGACACCGCGACACGACCGUCUUCCUUUUCGAUUUCCACAGAAUUUUCGGUCGAGUCUUGGACGCGCCCUGUUCGUUUUCGCAGACGUGUCCCUACAAAAACACCACCUCGUACUGUACCUCAUACGAAAAUGGCACUCCUAGUUGGUACACAUUCUUGCCCGAAUGUGGAGUGCCAGUAGACGAGUACUUUUGGCUCAACAGUCUACACCCGACCUUCCGCCUGCACAACAUGACUGCCGAGCAAAUUUCAGAGUUGCUGACGCGUGGAUCGACUUGGUCGACGCCGUUUCCGUGGUCAUGA